Messenger RNA from Wyeomyia smithii (pitcher-plant mosquito), 9349 nucleotides. Its product is annotated as protein artichoke. NCBI's taxonomy places the organism in Eukaryota, Metazoa, Arthropoda, Insecta, Diptera, Culicidae. The coding region runs from base 2034 to 6671 and encodes 1545 amino acids. Gene Ontology annotation, molecular function: protein binding. The record is from RefSeq and is a predicted model, not a curated record. The transcript is spliced from 7 exons.
AUCAUCUCCGUAUCCGUUAGCCGUGUGGAGUUAGUUUUUCACUUACUCUCGUCCGAAGCGGUCGCAUCCGUUGCGUGAUCCCGUAUAUCCCAUCGGUUCGGAAAGCGAAUGUUGUUAUUGACUGGCCCCUUUCUUGGGCUGAAAGGUCCUGAAAAGAGCAACCGAACAAAAGAAGGUGUUGGCCUGCCGUGUAUCCGAUAGACACCACCGGAUUUGAGGUGAUAGAUUUUCCACGUAGCGCAGAACCGGGUAACGAAAUCAGUUGAAAAUAUCGAUUCACGAAUGUGUAGCACGCGUUAAGUGAACAUCCCAUGCCACCGAGAAGAAGCAUCCUUUGGGAAGUAGCAUAAAUUACAUAAUGUAGUUAGUGGACCCGAUACUGGAGGGUAAUAUCGAGUAUUGCUGUUGUUAUUCUUGCAGUAGCAAGUGCUUGUGUGUGGAUUGCUUCGAUUAACGGUCGAUAACUAAGAUUGGAUUAAAUAUGCCCCUUGGCGGCUACUUACAUAUCCUGGCAUGCCGUAAGUCACAGAUGCGAUGUGAUCCUUUUCCAUAGACAGCAAAUCUCAUGACCUACUGUUGUAAACAACGGAUGCAGAGAGUUCAUUAUUCAUGUGCAAGUGAAGGUGCGUGUGUUUGAACGAGAUUAGUGAUAAGUGCAUCUUCAUCGAGCAUAAGGAUAAUUACGUUAAGUGGGCAGCAAACAUUGAGUCAUUGAAGCUAGGAUCGAAAAUUCGAGUCAAUUUAGCAUUCGCGUGAACAUAAGUUGUGCGUUCUGUUAGUUCUUGGCAGCUGGGUGAUGGGUGACGGAACGAGUAUUCGUAAGCUGAUCCAGCUGCAUUGAGAGACGACACCGGAAAAAAUCCAUUAGGGAGAUCCACUUAAGACAAAGACUCAGUAGCCGGCUUAUUCGAUUCGAACGCGCACGUUAGAGGAGAACGACGACUCAUCAGCUGACGGUUCAAGGCUUGCUGUGUUCGACGGUCGAAGUUUAGGUCCAUCGCAUGCGAUUGAGUGAUUGAUGGUUGAAUGAUCCUCUUAGAAGACGGAGACGAAAAGUGAAUUGGCCGGGAAGUCAGUGCAUUUCGCGGCGGAGUGCGACCAGGGGUGGUUGGGCGUAAUCUUAGAGUGUGAGAAGAUUAAUGAUACACACGGAAUCUACUCUUUUGUGCUGAAUUGACGCCGGAAAACGAACCGGAAGGCAAGUGUGAAUUUAGUGCGAGGCCAGCGGCGAAGCUGAAAUUUGUGCAGUGAAAAGGCAUUAAUGAUGAUAAUGAUGCUUCUCCGUGUUCGGUCGCUACUGUCUGGUUGAUGAUAUACACACCGGGGAGUUUGAGUGCAGUCGGUACAAGCAAAGGGGAAGCUGGCGUGAAGAAUAAUAGGAAGAACCGCGGUAGAAUAAUUUCAAUAUAAAUUAAAGCUGCCAGCAGCUGUUUGUGUCAAGUGGAAAACGGACGCGUGCUGUGGAAUUUGACAGUUGUUGUAGUUGCCGCCACAACGGUCAUGUCGGCUGCUGUGUUGCUGCAGCAGGGAAACACCGAAUUCCCGGAGGCGUGAAGAGUGAACUGGAAGUAGCAACAGUUUGCAAUAGUUGUUGGAGAUGUUUUCCCGGCCUCCGACCAUUGGCAGCCAAAGGAUUGUUUGCUUGGAGCUGGAUCGACCAGCGAUUUCAAAUAUCUAGCAGCCUUCCAAAGCGGACAGACCAACAGUUGAAACCGGCAGACUACGCUGGCAGAUCACCUUUCACAGCACUAGAUUAUGGAUCUUACGUCUGUGUGAAAAGCACCGUUUUUAAGGCAUGACCUUUGUGGAAACUAAAACCAACCGUACUUUCGAGGAAACCACAUAUUUUCAAUUCAUGUUGUGAAAAUGAGUUUUCCGCAUCUGAAAAAACAUCUUUCCGGCGAAUGAAAUCGACUAUCCCGGCUUCCAGCGUGCAGAACAGAGCGUGAGAGUAAGCAUCACAAAAGCGCGGGUGAAAUGUGCCACCGUGCCACGGUAUCGUGUCGAUCAAACGAAAUCCUUCCCCGAACGACAUGAUGCUUCGAAGGUGGCCUAAACUGGGGCUGAUGCAGCCUUACUACAAGUACGGCUUGUGGCGGUGCUGGCUGCUGGUCAGUCUAGUGUUGCUGCACCAGAUCAGCUACGGACGGAUGGAGGAGGUGCUCCGGCUCCGGGGUGGUGGUGGUGGCGGUCAGUCCGCCUUUGGACAGGCCCGACAUCCCCUGCAGCAGCUGGACGAACACGAAACGUACUCGUCUUCCUCGAACGAAAUCGAGUGUCCGAGCUUUGCCGAGAAUUCCGCCUGUCCGUGCUACAAGUUCGAAGAUGGUCUGUUUCUCGAAUGCCCAAGCAUCACGGGAGAAGCGUUGCGCUCGACGCUGCAGCUUAUAUCGGCCCCCAUCCAGUCGUUGUCGGUGUACGAGUUUGACCGUUCGGUGAAAUCCCUUACCGCAGAUCUGUUUGCCUCGUCGUCCGGGUCCCAGUUUGGCGCCUCGCCACAGGCAACCGGUAGCAGCAGCAGUGGCAACGAUGUCAACAUCCGACAUCUUCAGUUUUCCCACUCCAACUUGCAGCAGUUGAAGGAGAACAGUUUGAAUAAUUUACGAGCGCAUUUAGAGAGCUUAAGUAUUGUAAAUGGAAAAUUGACACAAGUGCCCACAAAAGCCCUGAGUGGCAUGAAGAAGCUGAUGGUGUUGGACUUUGAGCUGAACGAGAUCGGAACCGUUGAGGAGUAUGCCUUCUACGGGCUGCAUCUGGUCAAGCUAAACCUGAAGGGUAACCGGCUGCAGCGGGUACCGGAAAAUGCGCUGGUCGGGCUGGAGGAUUCACUGGCCGAGGUUGACUUCUCGGAAAAUCAGCUCAAGCAAUUUCCAACGGCGGCGCUCAAGCGGCUGGAGAAUUUGCGCUCGGUGCGGCUGUCGAUGAACGAAAUUAACUCACUGGAACAGGAUGACAGUUAUGCUCGGUUUAGUUCGUUGGUGUUUUUGGACCUGAGUUUGAACAAUUUUGUCGAGUUGUACAGUGAUGUGUUCAAUCCGUUUCCGUACUUGAAGACGCUAUCGUUGUAUAAUAAUUUUAUCGAACUGGUACAUAGAGAUAGUUUCGUGUCGUUGAAGGAGCUCCAAUCGUUGGAUUUGAGCCACAACAAGAUAGUGUUUGUGGACGCGGAAGUGUUCGCCGCGAAUCGAAAGCUGCACACCGUGGAUCUGAGCCACAAUCACAUCCACUACGUGAGCGGUGUGUUUGCGAAUUUACCCCUGCUGAGGGAGAUCUUUCUGAGUGAGAAUAACAUUCUGGAACUGACGGACGAUUGUUUCAGUAAUUCGACUAGUGUUAAGGUGAUCUAUCUAGAGAACAAUUCAAUUCAACGGUUAGACGCGGAAUCGUUAGUGACGCUGUUCAAUCUGGAGCAGCUUUAUCUGAGUGGAAACCAUAUCCCGAGGAUUCCGGCGGGAUUCUUCGAGUCGACCAGCAAGCUGCACUCACUGAGUUUAGAUAAUAAUAUGCUAAGUGAAUUAGAAGGUUGUCUGUUCAGGCGGCUGCCUAAUUUAAGAGAGGUGCGAUUGAACGAUAAUCAGUUGAGGCUUAUCAGGGAGCAGCUGUUUGCUGAGUCGAGUAACUUAAUGGAGCUUCAUUUGCAAAAUAACGCGCUGAGGGUGAUAGAAAGGUUUGCGUUCAAAAAUUGCCACCAGCUGCAGUAUAUAAAUUUGCAGGAAAAUGCACUGAAUGAAAUCGAUACGAUUUUCUCCUAUUCGGCGGACGGAUCGACGGCUAAUCAUUUACAGCAACCUCUCACAGCUCGAGGCAAACUGAUAACGACGAAAACGGGUGUGAGUGAGGAGCUUCCGUUUGGAAGCUUGGGUUCUGAGUCUUCAUCGGCGUCGUCGUCGCUUCUUUCCAUUCAGCUGAAUUCGAACUCAAUCAAAUAUCUCCACGGAAGUUCGUUCCAGGGUCAAACCGAUGUGCAAGUCAUCUGGUUGGAAAAUAACAUGCUUAAAAGCCUCGACAAGAUGCUUUUUGCAGAUCUCAUACAUUUGGAGAGGCUCUACUUGAGGAAUAAUUCACUCGUCAGCAUCGAGGUGGGUGCUUUCGACUCACAGCGAGCGCUUAAGCAUCUGGAUCUGAGCGUAAAUCGGUUAUCCGAAUUAAACGAGAACCUUUUCCGCAGUAUGGCCGAACUGGAUGAGCUUUAUUUGUCUGACAAUGAGUUGGAAAAGCUAACUCCGAACGUGUUUGGAGCUUUGCGAAGGUUGAGAGUUCUGGACCUCAGCUAUAACAAGCUGGGAGUGCUGCAAUCGAACGUGUUUCAGCCCAACUUUUCCGUUAGUGUUAUUAAUUUGAAAAGCUGUGGACUCUCUCGAAUUGAACCGAACGCUUUUAAAGGAUUGCAAAAUCUAAACGAACUAAACUUGGAGGAAAAUCAAUUGAAAUCGGACGACAUCAAACAGAUAGAUGCGAGCUCACUGAGAACUCUUCGGCUCUCGGCUAACAAUUUUACUAUAAUACGGGAAAAUAUGUUGGACCGGUUGCCAUCCCUGCAGACGUUGGCCCUGGAUCGGUGCGCAAUCCGCGACUUACCCUACACGUUGUUCAGCAAAAACAACAACUUGGUCAAGUUAGACCUCAGCAGUAACCUGCUGCGCACGUUGAGGAGGAACAUUUUCGUCAAUUUGAAUGUGUUCAAGGAACUUCGACUGUACAACAACUCCUUCAGUGACUUCCCGCAUGUCGCUUUGUCGAACGUUUCAACCUUGGAGCUCCUCUCGCUAUCGAAGAAUCAACUCACCAGCGUAGAUUUCUUCAAGCUAAACGGUCUUCCGAACUUACGCCACUUGGACCUGCGAGACAACAGUAUUUCCUCUCUGUCAGGGUUUAACACCAUCACCCUCCCGCAUCUGGACAUGAUUGACCUCAGCGGUAAUCUGCUGCUCGCACUUCCGGAAAACUUCUUCAAGCACUCGAUCAGUCUGCAGCGCAUCGAUCUAUCCUGCAACCGAUUCAGCCAGAUUCCAAACGCCGCUCUGUCUGAAUCAUCCCUCGCCCGGUUGGCCUGGUUAAAUCUAACCGGAAACCCGCUGCAGCGAAUACACCAAAGUAUGUCUUCCGACGCGGAUCUGCGGCGCUAUCCUCACCUUAAAGAAAUUCACAUCAGCCAGACUAACCUUACCAUCCUGACGAGUAAGGAUUUCGAAAUCUACCCGGCUCUGCAGAGGCUCUAUCUGCUCCAGAAUCGCAUCAAUCGAGUCUCACCGGGAGCUUUCGUCGCGCUAUCCAAUCUCCAAAUUUUGGACCUAAGUGUCAACGAAAUCGAAAUUCUUCCGAAAGAACGCCUCCAAGGGCUGCGCUUGCUGGAAAUCCUCAACAUCUCCACAAACAACAUCAAGGAUCUGGACGAGUUUACCGAGGACCUGCAAAAGCUGAGAAUAUUGGAUGUUUCCUCGAACCAGCUGGAGCGGCUGCAGAAAAACACCCUGCGUCAUCUGGUUGCCCUGCAGGAGCUGGUCCUGUACGGCAAUCGAAUCGUCAGCAUCUCGUCCGAUGCGUUCCGUUCACUGCGGGCCCUGCGGUUGUUGGAUUUGCGUAAAAACUACUUCGAGUAUGUGCCGUUGAGGGCACUGAAACCGCUGGAGACGCACCUGCGGCAGCUGCGAGUGGAAGAAAAUCCCCUCGUUUGCUCGUGCGACACUCAGGAGCCGUGGGAGUGGCUGAGCGACCACCGGAAGUGGACGCUUGGAUACGAUAAUGUGCGCUGCGAACAGCCACCGGAAGUGCAGGGUAAAAAUCUCUUGACGAUGGAACCGCAGGAAUUCUGCGACACGCCGCUGAUACUGAAAAUCGCCAUCCAGGAUAUACAGCCCUACUCGGUGCUGGUGUCAUGGCAGAGCCGGGAGCACUCCGGACUGCACGGGUAUCAUGUAAUAUUUCACUCGCUCGAUACGGUGGAGGAUAUUCGCGGUCGGACACUGAAUCGGUUGGCGAACUCCGCCAAGUUGGACCGUUUAUCGUCGAACACCCGGUACUUGAUUUGCGUUCUAGGCCUGGGCAACUGGUUGUCCUACCAUAGUGACAUCCACAGCCUGCUGAACCAAUCCAAUCAGAUCCAGAACCAGAUUCUGAACAAUCAGCCGGGCUUCAUGAUGGACGAGUUGGACACUUCGUUCAGCAAUACGUUGCUUUCGCUGAUGAUGGACACGCCAACAUCUCGGUGCACGGAAGUGCGCACACUGGACGCAAUCGGGCCAAAUCCACUGGCCGAGGUGGACGGCAUGUCCAGCCAGGGCAUUAUUCAUUCGAUACUGACACGGCGGCUAGGUUUAAUAGUGGGCUGCUGCUUGGGGAUUAUUGUGUUUAUAGUGCUAGUCUCGGUGCUCGGUUAUCUCAAGAUCAAGAAGCAGCGGUUGGAAGCCGCCAAACGGCAGCAACAGCCGAUGGCACCGGAAUUUAUUUCAUAUCGGCACUUUUCCAUUCCGAACGAUGAACACGGUCGCGAUGGGGUGGCCGGGGCAGGUGGAACGAACACCUUCCUGCAUAACAAUCACCACCAGAACCAGCAGCCGCCGCCGGGGGGAGACGGACAUCCGAGCUUCAUAUCCGGAGCGGUGCUGGGGACGACCACCACACACAACGGGGACGUGACUGAUGAGCGGAUAAAGGUAUUUAUUGACAGUUGAAGUAGCUAGAGGACCACCCAACCUGCAAUGUGCGCCAACUCGUCAUUUCGGUUGGCGAUUACACGCUGCUUUCUGGGUUUUACCGUUUGUCGUCACUGCUAUUGUAUGCUAAUUUUCUAGUCACCAAAAACCAAUUUUGUUGAUAAACAAAACCAAAAUCGAAACAACGAUCAAAACCACAAGUAAGAAACAAAAAUCAAAGUAGACAUCGCUGGUAUUAAGCGAAGAAUGAGAAAAUCAAAGAAACCUUAUAAGCUUCUACAAACAGAGUAGCAAAAAAAUCGUAGAAAGCCGGCAAACUCGAUGUGGGUGGCGUCACCCCUGGUAUUGUGUAAAUACAGUAAACAGUAAAGAAAAAGCAAAGCAAACCAACAGAACACAGUUCAGCCGCGGGUGAAAAGUUCAUCUCCUAGACAAGCGAAUGUUGGCUUGACCCCCCUCCUCCCCCUUUGAUCGUCGUCGCUGCCUGGCGGCGUGGUUAAGCAGGUGGAGAGAGAGAGACCUGUUUUGGUUGAAAAUGUUUGCACACCUUGUAAAUAGAGUGAAAUCGUACGGAGGCGACGGACGGGUCGAGAUAUAGGUCGCAAAGAGUGAAUUAUUUUAACAAGCCAGAAUAAAUUAGGGAAAAGUUUGAUAGGAAAACAAGCUGCUGCGAACAGUAGGUAAAUAAAUUUUUAAUUUAUAGCACCGGCAAGUUGCACGCUUGUCGGCUGUUCAUAACACAACAGCAACAGAUAUUAGGCGAAAAGUUUACCGGUGAAUGGGUCCGAGGAGGACCACAACAGACAGCGCCGUGACGGUGUGCGAAAGCUUGGAUGUUUCGGUGGGAAGUUUGUGUGUGGCAACUCGGUUUGGAAAGGGCUAUCGUUGUUUACACGCCUUUUCUCGAUUAACCACUCUCCGCACCUCUAUUCGGGCACUGAAGCUUGACGGGUGCUGAUAAGAGCAGUGCAAUCAAUUUAGUUUUCGUUUAUUCGCGAGUUUUGGGAGGGAAUGAAUCAUGGUAACUAGGACGAACAGUUGUAGGAGUUGAAGUAGAGAGGAUCGGAGUAACUCGUCUGUGUUUAUCCAACUAAUCGGUUUUUGCUGGCAGUGCAAAUUGAGCACUGUUCAUUGUUUGUUAAUAUUAUUUAAAUUUAAUCUCGCUAAGACAUUUGCUUUACUACGAUGGAAUAUUCACGCAAAAGUUGGAUGGUGCGAAUUUACGAGGAUGUUUUGUAAAACUUUUCCUAGAUUUAUGCUAUAUUUUUCAUCCUUGCCAUAACUCAACUUUUGUCAUGCGAUGUUUUGGUUGAAACCCCUUCCGUAUGAAAAUGUUUACCUGUAAUAGUAUCGUAUUAUGUGUUUGUGAAAGGUAGGAUUUUUUGUUGGGAUACAGGACAAAACUUGCGUAGAAACCGAUGCAAUUCAAGUCAAUCAUUGUUAAAUUAACGGGUCAAAAUUAGCAUCAAAGUGGGGUAAUUCGUAUUUCACCCGAGUACCUAGCACGGUCGGGAUUUUUCCAACUGACGAAUGAAAAUCGCAUCCAACCCAUCACCCAUCCAAGUUUUCUCAUCGUCGCGGCUAAUAUCAAUUAUUAUUAUUCCGAACAAAGAGCAAGCACCCGACAUGGAUGACCCGGAAAAAAGGCAUUUUCGUUCAAAAGGGCAAACAAGCAACGACUUUCCUAAGAUGUCUGCUCUUUGCGGAACUUCUGUGACUUCGGUCCCCUUCACCGGUCCGUGAGAAGAACAAUGGGCGAAAAAACAAUCUCCGCGACAGGCACGUGGAGAAUUUUUUUUCUUUCGUUAGAUAAUUUUUCGAAGUGCUUUAGUUUUACUUCAAAACUUUUAAAAAUUGACAUUUACCAGUUAACGUUACCUCCAGAACCCAUCACUAUGGAUUCACCCCAGUAUCAAGAUAAUUAGUGGUUGCGAGAAAACGUAACUUUUUUUACUGUUUGGGAGUGAACAGCUAUAUCUAGGAUCUUUUUUGUGCCACACUAAAGUUUAAGUUAAUUUUUACCAUUUAGUUUAACGUGCUAUGAAACGGAGACUGGCGUUUAUCGAUCGGUGUCAGCGGCGAGAAAGUCGCUUGUGUACCUGGACACGGUCUAGACUAAAGCGGAAUGCACGAGUGAAUGAGAGUGUGCAUCCAAGUUGUGUUAAUUGUUAAAAGAAAUAAUUAGUUAAAUUGAACUUUAUCGCUAUAUUCUCCAAAGGAAAGGUCGAAAUAACUUUUGUAAAAACUUUGUUGACAGUUGUUUUUCAAUAUUUUGUCAUCCAUUAGUUUAUCAUAAGAGUGAACAAUUUGCACCUUUCACAAAACGUUCCUUCGAAAGGUAACUAUGUUACUAAAAAGUCUUUUUAGUGCAAAGCAUUAUGAUCACAUAUAAAUCAGAAAAAAUGUAAGAAAACAGUAGUAAAUAGAGGAGAAACAAAAAAAAAGCAAAAAAUAUAACACAACUCACAUACAAACAUUAGUAGGCAAAUUAUGAAAAUCAAGUUUUAUAAAAUCAAAAGAAUGAUAAAAUUCAAAAGGUACAUGCCAUUUUAGAAAUUUUGAUGAACAAUUACACAGACUAAAUGGGCAAUUCUACACAAACACACACAACACACUGCAAAAAGUUCGUAGCCCAAUCGAAGCGGAAGUCAAAAAAAAAAGAGCGUGAACUCAAUAAAUAAUAAUCAAUUAUAGAA